Messenger RNA from Labrus bergylta (ballan wrasse), 6691 nucleotides. NCBI's taxonomy places the organism in Eukaryota, Metazoa, Chordata, Actinopteri, Labriformes, Labridae. The record is from RefSeq and is a predicted model, not a curated record.
AUGGAGGAGCAGGACUUGUCUCGGACAGAAUUCGACUCGUGUGACCAGUACUCCAUGGCUGCUGAGAAAGACUCGGGGCGCUCCGACGUGUCUGACAUCGGCUCCGAUAACGUUUCGCUGGCUGACGAGGAGCAGCAGACCCCUCGCGACUGUCUGGGUCACCGCUCCCUGCGCACCGCCGCCCUGUCGCUCAAACUGCUGCGCAACCAGGAGGCCGACCAGCAGAGUGCGAGGCUGUUCUUCCAGUCACUCACGGUGCUGCUGCCCCGGCUGCUGGGAUUAGCCACCGCCACUGAUGUGGACCAGUCGCUGCAGAACUUCUCCUCCACCUUCUGCUCAGGCCUACAGGCUGGCGGCAUCCACUCUCCGGGGUUCGAGGCAGGUGACACUCUGAGCUGUCAGUCUCUGAUGAACGCAGAUGGACUCUACUUGGUGUCGUACUACGCUCUGCUGCUCAAUCUCAAACUUUGCUGCUGCGACUACUACAGACGACGAACGCUCACACCCGUCCUCAGCCUGAAGGAGUUUGUGCGUCUGAUCCAAAGCAGCGGAGUCCUCGUGGUUCUGUCUCAGGCCUGGAUCGAGGAGCUCUACCACCAAGUGUUGGAGCGCAACCUGCUGGCCGAGGCGGGGUACUGGGGCUCACCGGAGGAGCACACACUGCCACUGAUCACCAUGCUAACAGAUAUCGACGGUCUGGGCAGCAGCGCGAUCGGAGGUCAGCUGAUAAGGAGGGCGUCCAGCCGCUCACCACUCAGCUGUGACAAAGCUGGCAGUGACACUGGGAUGGCAGGAGCAGUUUUCUCUCGUUUCAUCCUCACUGGCGUGUGGAAGAACCUGAUCGAUGUGUUGUCCACUCCCCUGACGGGCCGCAUGGCGGGCAGCUCGAAGGGCCUGGCCUUCAUCCUGGGAGCGGAGGGGGUCAAAGAGCAGAGUCAGAGGGAGAGAGACACCAUCUGUCUGAGUUUAGACGGUCUACGGAAAGCCGCCGCGCUCAGCUGCAGUUUGGGUGUGGCUGCAAACUGUGCAUCGGCUUUAGCCCAGAUGGCCGCCGCCUCCUGUGUGCAGGAGGAGAAGGAGGAGAAGGAAGUGGGCGAGACCGGAGACGCCAUCACACAAGUAAAACAGCGUGUUGAGCAGCGUCUGGAGCAGAUUGGUCGUCCUCACGGAGUUCGCCUGCACACCGCCCAUGUGUUGUGUAUGGACGCCAUCCUGAAUGUUGGACUUGAAAUGGGAAGCCACAACCACGACUGCUGGCCACAUGUCUUCAGGGUAACGGAGUACAUCAGCUCACUGGAGCACACACACUUCAGUGACGGCUCCACACAGUCGUCCUCUCUGACCACCAUCACUCAGCAGAGCCAGCAUGCAGCGGGCAUAGAUCUGGGACUGGAGCUGAGCUGUGAGCCCAGCCCGGAGGCCUCCGAGCUGGGUCUGAGCCAGCCGGUCAUCCAGCCUCUGUCCAUCAAGGAGCUGCUGAGGGAGAGCAGCAGAGGAGGCCGAGGUCUGGACCUGAAGACCGGCAGCCUGAUGACCGGGACCAGUGCUGCCAAGGCUGUGUGCACGUUGUCAACACAGGCCGACAGGUUGUUUGAAGAAGCAGCUACCAAGCUGAACCUGGUGGGUCUGGUCGGCUUCCUGCAGCAGCUCAGGAGAGCUUCUCAGUGUCAGCUGUUCGACUCUGUCACUGAGACCGGAGACUACUCGCUGGCAAUGCCAGGGGAGGCCAAGUCGACGCUGGACCGCCGCAGUGCUCUCCAUCUCUUCCGCCUGGGAGAGGCCAUGCUGCGGAUCGUCAGGAACAAGAACCGACCUCUGCUGCACAUGAUGAGGGCCUGGAGCGUGGUGGCUCCUCAUCUGGUGGAGGCGGCAUGUCACAAAGAGCGCCAUGUUUCCCAGAAGGCCGUUUCCUUCAUCCACGAUGUUCUGACAGAGGUGCUGACGAGCUGGGCGGAGCUCUCUCACUUCCACUUUAACGAAGCGCUGUUCAGGCCCUUUGAGCACAUCAUGCAGCUGGAGCUCUGUGAUGAAGAUGUGCAGGAUCAGGUAAUAACGUCGAUAGGCGAGCUGGUGGAGAUGUGUUCCCCUCAGAUCCUGUCAGGAUGGAGGCCUCUGUUCAGCGCUCUGAGGACCGUCCACAGCAGCAAGACCGACACCAAAGAAUACCUACUGGGGGAUUACUCUAUGGGGAAGUCCCAGGCUCCAGUGUUCGACGUCUUUGAGGCUUUCAUCAACACUGACAACAUCCAGGUUUUUGCCAACGCUGCCACUGACUACAUCAUGUGUCUCAUGAAGUUCGUCAAGGGUUUAGGAGAGGUGGACUAUAAGGAGAUUGGAGACUGUAUCCACGUGUCGGGUUACAGCUCCACUGACCUCUGCUUACCCGCUCUCGACUAUCUUCGAAAAUGUUCCCAGCUGCUUGCGAAGAUUUACAAGAUGCCAUCCAAGCCGGUGUUCUUGGGGGCGCGGCUUGCCAGCCUGCCAAUGAGAUGCCAGGAACGCUCCAUCAGUACUGAGGACGGGAUGGACUGUGUCCUGCAGGAGUUUGACGAUGACACAGGUCUGAUCCAGGUGUGGAUUUUGUUGUUGGAGCAGCUUACAGCAGCCGUGUCGAACUGUCCACGCCAACAUCAACCUCCAACUCUGGAGCUGCUCUUCACUCUGCUCAGAGAGGUCACAACUGUACCAGGUCCCGGGUUCGGCAUCUUCUCGGUCAUUCAGCUGCUGCUUCCUGUGAUGGCACUGUGGCUGCAGCGUAGCCAUGGCGACCACUCCUACUGGGAUGUGGCGGCUGCAAACUUCAAACACGCCAUUGGCCUGUGCUGCGAGCUGGUGGUGGAGCACAUCAACAGUUUCAUCCACUCAGAUAUUGGUUACGAGUCUUUGAUCAACCUGAUGCUGAAGGAUCUGUUUAAGCUGCUGGUGGCGUGUGUGUCCGAACCCGCAGAGACCAUCUCCAGAGUGGGCUGCUCCUGCAUCAGGUAUGUCUUAGUCACCGUGGGGCCGGUGUUCACAGAGGAGAUGUGGAGGUUAGCCUGCUGUGCUCUGCAGGACGCUUUCUCUGCUACGUUAGAGCCUGUCAAGAACCUUCUAGCGUGCUUUCAUAGUGGGUCAGACAGUUUCUCUGGAGAUGCCUGUGAGGUUAAGGUAGCAGCUCCUACCCACUCUCCUUCUGCUGAGGCUGAGUACUGGAGGAUCAAGGCGAUGGCUCAACAGGUCUUUAUGUUGGACACGCAGUGCUCCCCAAAGACUCCCAACAACAAGGAAGGCUUCGAGCAUGCUCAGUCCUGCGUUCUCAUUAUCGAGCUGCCUCCUGACGCACAGUCCAACGGACACACUCAGAAAAGGAAAAUUGGCAUCCCAUUCAGGACCAUUGUGGUGAGCCUGCUGUCCCACCAGGUCCUGCUCCAGAACCUCUACGACAUCCUGCUGGAGGAGUUUGUCAAGCAACCUGAAGGUCAAGAAAAGGUCACUCCCGUGACCUCCGACCCCAGCAGAGCCUCAGCGGGGUUCCUACGCUACAUCUCCAUGACUAAUUUAGCCAUAAUCCUGGAUCUGCUGCUCGACUCUUACAGGACAGCUCGGGAUUUUGACACUCGGCCGGGUCUGAAGUACCUGCUGAUGAAGGUGUCGGGUGUUUGUGGAGCGGCGAACCUUUACCGUCAGUCUGCCAUGAGCUUUAACCUUUACUUCCAGGCAUUACUGUGCGCCACGCUGAGCCAAGCUGACGGCAUGACCGCUCAGCAGGUGAAGAGGAUCCUGUAUGAGGAAGAAGAGGGGAGUUCUGACUCCUCUCAUCCUGGCUCUGCCUCCUCAGAGGAUGAAGACAUCUUUGAAGAAACAGCACAGGUCAGCCCCCCUCGUGGCCGUGAUAAACGUCAUCACUGGCGAGCUCCCAUUCCGUCUCUCAGCGUGCAGCCUCUGGGAAGCGCAGACUGGGCCUGGCUGGUCAAACGCCUCUACAAGCUGUGCAUGGAUCUGUGCAACAGCUACAUCCAAAUGCACCGGGACCUGGAGAGCACACUGGAGGAGACGGCGCUGCUGAGAGGAGGAGUCGGGGGAGGAGGCGAUCACGUCUUCUUCCUGCCUCUCUUUCAGUCCGAGACUUCAACCCCAACAUCGGUGAGCGGGCUUUCAGCAAGGGGGACGCCGUCAGAGGAAGGCGGGUACAGAUGUCAGACAGCAGACAUGAGUUCGGCAUCACCAGGAGACACGCCCACACCCAGCCCCGGAUUCAGUUGCACAGGCAGUCUGCCCCACCACUUCAGGAGUGGAGGUGAGAGGAGAGAUUCAGGCAUCACAGGAUGCUCUGUAGGAGGAGCUCUUGGCUGCUCUGGACCGAGCAGGAGAAAGGAAUGGUGGGAAAAUGCGGGGAACAAACUGUACACCAUCGCCACAGACAAAACUAUAAGCAAGCUGAUGAUGGAGUACAAGCGCAGGAAGCAGCAGCAGCCGCAGCAGCAGCCGCAGCAGAGUCACGUUAACCUGUUCAUGAAGGAGCAAGGCCGAGCUGCCGCCGUAGGAGGAGGGGUCGGGGAGAGGAGGGGCCCCAUGGAGCCGCAUAGGCCCCCACAGAGGCCUCAGCAUCUGGUAGACCAGCAGUGUCCCCCUUUGAGGCACUCGGUUAGCGCAGGACCUGAAGUCCUGAGGCAGGAGAAGAGACCCAGAUCAGGAUCCACAAUCAGCUCCCACAGCAUCUCGCUGAGAGACUCCGAGGCUCAGAUACAGGCGUGGACCAACAUGGUCUUGACCCUCCUGAAUCAAGUCCUCCUCCUGUCAGACGUCUCUUUCAUGGCGCUCCAACCGGCGCUGUACCCCUGCCUCAGCCAGCUCACCUGCCACGUGACCGAUGCCCGAGUCCGCCAGGCGCUGCGUGAGUGGCUGGGCCGUGUUGGCAGACUCUAUGACAUCAUUCUGUGACGUUGCAGCAAACAAAUGGAGUUGUUUGGAGUGCAGUCAGUUUUUGGGUGAAGGAUGAAAAACAGAUGAAAAGGAUGAUGUCACUGGUUACAGGCCGCUAUGCAGUAGACCGAUUUAGUGUUUGAUCGCUGGAGUUUAACGGACCUGGGGCACAUUGAGGAGUUUUCAAAAGGGAUGACUUUGACGACCAUCAUGUGACAGCAGGUUUACGGAUUUGAUUGGCAGAUGAGCGUAAAUGUGCCAUUUCUGAAUGUGUUUCUUCAGUUGAAGUUGUUCAUGUCCCAACAACACACAACCAAAGACUGAACACACACACACACACACACACACACACACACACACACACACACACACACACACACACACACACACACACACACACACACACACACACACACAGAAUAGGCUUUUCUCGUUUCUCCUUAUGCUGCCUCCUUGUCUCCUCUCUCUUCAGUUAUCCUUGUAACUGAUUAAGCCUCAUCUCAAAGGAUGACCUGAUUCCUAAGUUGUAUCAAGACGCUCGCUUCAGUAGCUGUGAGCAGAGAUGCACAGGUGUGUCCUUAGGGAAAGUCUUUACAGUGGCAUCAUGGGUAAAAGCGUAUACAAAUAAUCUGCAUACUCAUAAUAAUAAGUUGAUACUUUUGUGCUGUCCUUACAUAGAUGAUAAAAUACAUCAGAACAAACAACAGGCUGAAACAACACAUGGGGCCAAAGAUAUAGCUGUGCCGUAAAGCAUACUUCAUUACCACCGCCUUAAGAUGACAAUCUGACGCACUGAUGUCCUCGUUUAUUCUAAUGCAGUUUGCCUCCCCUCCUCACUCCUUAUAUAUCUUCUACACAUUAGGAGAGGAGGGGAGGAAAGGAAACGAGGAUGUAAAAACUGAGAAAUGAGAAGAGGUUGUUGUUUCAAAGCUUUUGUACAUGAUUUGCUUCUUCCCCCUUGAAAAACUGCUACAGACUGUCAGCCUGAAUGUGCACAUGUUUACGCGUAGAAAGAAGCGACAAACAAAACAGAAACGUGCUCUUUAAAAACAUUUCUCCGUACGAUUGCAAGUUGCUCAAUGUAACACCUUCAAGGAAGAUUAGAUUCAUUUAUUUAUUAGAUCUUAUAUUUUCAUGCACAUUUCUUUUGUUAUAAUUAGGAUGCUGAAUUACAUUACGACUGCACAUCCUGCUCACAUCCUUUACAACAAAUCCAAAGAGGAAAGAAAACAUAUCCUGCCCCACAAUCUUUGACCGACAGUCGAUUUCUAAGAAAUGUGACGCAAGGACACGGCAGUGACAGAUCAUAGUUAAAAAAAAAAAAAAAAAAAAAAUCAAGCUUAAACCAGGUCACAGUGUUCUCUGUGCAAAUUAACUGCUGUUAUAUUUAUUUAGUGUAUUUCUUUGUCUUCAGACAGUGAAGCUAAGUUGCACCAAGUGGAAGUUGCUUUGCAAUUUAAUUUUCAGAAUUUUUUUUUUUGUUGCUGUUUGUUGAGUCUAUGUUGGUAAUAUGCAUUAUCAACAUGCUGCUUGAAAUACAGUGCAGUCUCAGACACAUAUUCACCUUUAACUGAAUGUCUUUGUUUAUUGUCUGACCUCUGAACAGAGGGUUAUAGUAUUUAUUUAAGCCGAAUGUGACAUACAUUAUUUGCAUUUAAAAUGUAUUUAAUUUGUUAUGUGUGUAAAUAUAUUGAAUUUAUUUAUUAAGAGUUCAUUUCAGAGUUGCUUUCCAUAUUUGAUCACUUGAUGCAUUAUGUGCUUAAACUCUCUGAUAUUAUUCCAUGUUUUU